Messenger RNA from Aspergillus wentii DTO 134E9, 2722 nucleotides. RefSeq lists its product as uncharacterized. Gene Ontology annotation, molecular function: molybdopterin molybdotransferase activity. Lineage: Eukaryota; Fungi; Ascomycota; Eurotiomycetes; Eurotiales; Aspergillaceae. Gene Ontology annotation, cellular component: cytosol; cytoplasm. Bases 105 to 2240 code for a protein of 711 amino acids. The transcript has 4 exons. Gene Ontology annotation, biological process: Mo-molybdopterin cofactor biosynthetic process; molybdenum incorporation into molybdenum-molybdopterin complex. The record is from RefSeq and is a predicted model, not a curated record.
GCCGCAUACAUAAAGAAAGGAGAAGCUCGGAGCUGCGGCCACUGAACAACGCUCUUAUCUACACUCCCCCGCACCCCUCCUUCAUUGCAACAUCAACUUUCAAGAUGGCAGAAAACAGCCUCAGACCGGCGAUUUUGAUCGUCUCAGAUACAGCUUUUCAGGAUCCGUCUUCUGACAGGACAGUCGAUACUCUUACGAAUUCGUUCACCGUUGAGGGGUCGAGUAGCUGGGAGUAUCCCACCACUAAGAUCGUGCCCGAUAACGUCCUCGACAUUCAACGAGUUAUCUGCAGCUGGACUGAUGGGCCCGACUGGUUCAAUCUCAUCAUUAUUAGCGGUGGAACUGGUUUCGCUGUGAAGGAUAAUACCCCAGAGGCUGUGUCGCCUCUUAUUCAUCGCCAUGCACCGGGUCUUGUGCAUGGCAUGCUCGCUUCUUCUUUGAAGAUCACGCCAUUCGCAAUGAUGUCUCGACCUGUAGCAGGAGUCCGAGAUAAGUCGUUAAUCAUCACAUUACCUGGGUCGCCGAAAGGCGCCAAGGAAAACCUUGAGGCAGUCAUUAAACUUCUACCGCAUGCAUGCAUCCAGGCAGCUGGAGCAAACUCCAGAACCAUCCAUGCUGGUGGUGUGAAGAAGCUGGAAGCUGAUGCUGGCAUACCGUCUUCUGGAUCCAAAGGACAAGAAAAGCAGCAUGAUAAUCACCACCAGCAUUCUCAUUGCCAUGGGCAUGGACAUGGACAUGGACAUGUGGUCCCCAAAGCGCAUACUUCGCCAUCAGAAAGGCCGCAGUCGAAUGACCCCAAUGCAGCACCCAACCGGCGAUAUCGCUCGUCACCGUACCCGAUGCUCUCCGUCGAUGAAGCCCUCAAACUUAUCAGCGAACAAACCCCAGACCCAACUGUGGUUGAAGUUCCAGUAACCACUUCUUUGGUAGGUUCCGUCAUUGCUGAGGAUGUCUACGCGGGUGAGGCAGUACCGGCAUAUCGAGCCAGUAUCGUUGACGGGUACGCUGUGAUCGCACCCGAAUCACUUACAUCUGGUCCAAGUACGAAAGGCAUCUUCCCGGUAGCCUCUAUUACCCAUGCUAAACCCGGGGGGUCAUUAUCCCCUCUUGAGCCGGGAACGAUUGCGAGAAUUACAACCGGGGCACCUCUCCCACCAAAUGCCAAUGCUGUGGUUAUGGUCGAAGAUACUGUUCUUGCAACGUCGACUCCCGACGGAAAAGAAGAAGCUAUGGUGGAGAUUCUAACAGGUGACAUUAAACCGAAAGAGAACGUCCGCGAACCGGGAAGUGACAUCGCCCUGGGGUCAAAGAUUCUCCAAAGAGGAGACUUGAUCACAUCCGUUGGAGGCGAAAUUGGUCAACUAGCAGCAACAGGCACUAGAACUGUCAAGGUCUUCCGGAAACCCUGCGUGGGUAUCCUUAGCACCGGUGAUGAAUUAGUUGAGCACGAUGACCCUCAGUCCCUCUAUGGAGGCCAAAUCCGCGACUCCAACCGUCCAUCCCUCCUCUCCUGUCUUGCAUCCUGGGGUUUCCCAACAGUUGAUCUUGGAAUCGCCCGCGAUACCCCCGUCGGCGAACUCGAACAGAGCCUUCGAGACGCCCUCCGAGGGACAGGCAAAUCCAAUACCAGCGUCGAUGUGAUAAUCACCACUGGAGGCGUAUCAAUGGGCGAACUAGACCUCCUCAAACCAACCAUCGAACGUUCUCUCGGCGGCACAAUCCAUUUCGGCCGCGUCUCGAUGAAACCAGGCAAACCGACCACCUUUGCAACCAUCCCAUUCAAGUCAUCAACACAAUCGUCAUCGCCAUCCGCGCAGCAGGAACGCGAGUCUAAACUCAUCUUCUCUCUCCCGGGUAACCCUGCCUCGGCCCUCGUUACACUAAACCUCUUCGUGCUUCCCUCUCUCCACAAGUUCAUGGGAAUGGGACAGCGGCCUCAAGCUAUCCAGGCUUUCCGUCCAGCGGUUGGCCUGCCCCUCGUGUCUGUUACCCUGGCACAUGCCUUCCCUCUUGAUUCCAAGCGUACGGAUUAUCAUCGUGCUAUCGUAACUGCGUCCCGGUCUGAUGGACGGUUGUAUGCCUCAAGUACCGGACUAGAAGGGGUCGGACAGAGAAGUUCACGGGUAGGCAGUCUUGCCAGUGCAAAUGCACUUUUGGUGCUUCAACCGGGAACUGGAAAGGCUGAGAAGGGUAGUUUGGUAGAAGCUUUGAUGAUGGGGGUUGUUGUUGCCAGCGAGUAACUGGUUUGUAUCUGAUUGACCUAGUCCACUUGGAUACCGAUACACCGAUACUUGAAAAGCAAAAUUAUUAUAUAUUGAGGCUAUAUAAAUGCAUAUUUACUAGAAUGGGUCCUAUAGUGACGAUAGUCUAAAUGCACCAGUAUAAAUAGAGAAUGAACGCCUUCCGGCGCCAGCUAGGCACAGAUGCAAUAUUGGAGAGAUGAUUUCAAAGUAAAAUUCUCCGGGAAAAAACAGACAUGUCGCCUUGGAGUAAGCAAUGAUAUCGUCAAUCGUAGAGAGGAGAGAAGUCGGACUUGCAUUUCACCCUUUAGUGACUUUCCAGUUUUUCUUCUUCUCGGCUCGAAGCGCCAGCAGCGUGCCCUCUCUGCCUUGCUUUCGAGCUAUCUCAAUGACGAUGAAACGGACAAAAUCUGGUAGUGUCCAGUAGCUGCUAUGUGCACUCAACAUGUUGAGGUACUGGAUGUUCAGAGGCCCGCCACCUC